GAUCUUGGAGGUUACACCACAUUAACACGUGUAGCGACUCAGGGGAGGACUGGGUCCAAUGAGUGGGUGACCAAAUACAAGUUACAGUACAGUGAUGAUGGAAUGAACUUCCAGUUUUACAAAGAACAUGGAGACAAGUCAGCUAAGGUAUCUUCACACACGUAUUAUGUAAAAUACUUUAAAGGCAACCAGAUGUUUUUAUAUCAGUUCUCAUUUACAACAAGCUAAGCUACCUCGAUCGUCCAAUAUGUUUUGCUUAGUCCCUGUGUGAAGUCAUAACCCGUUUUCUAUGGCAACAUAGCUGGCAAACAAUGACUAAAUUGUGAACAGUUUUUUCAGGACUAGGCCAAACAUAUUUAACCAAGCAUUGAAGUGAGAGACUUGUUGGCCGCUUAUUUGCUCUUAGGGUUAGGGUUUAAGGUCUCACUGUUUCAUUGAUUAUUACAGGUUUUUACUGGAAACGAUGACAGUGAUACUGUUGUGUAUAAUGCACUCAGUCCACCAGUCACUACAAUGUUUGUUCGUGUAUUGCCUAUAGCUUGGAACAGUCGUAUAUCUAUGAGGAUAGAGCUGUAUGGU
Messenger RNA from Porites lobata, 579 nucleotides. The record is from the annotation of a GenBank genome assembly. NCBI's taxonomy places the organism in Eukaryota, Metazoa, Cnidaria, Anthozoa, Scleractinia, Poritidae.